This is a messenger RNA of Amphiprion ocellaris (clown anemonefish), 3955 nucleotides long. It is a transcript of the gene prox1a, whose product is annotated as prospero homeobox 1a. The record is from RefSeq and is a predicted model, not a curated record. Gene Ontology annotation, molecular function: DNA-binding transcription factor activity, RNA polymerase II-specific; RNA polymerase II cis-regulatory region sequence-specific DNA binding. The transcript is spliced from 7 exons. Gene Ontology annotation, biological process: regulation of transcription by RNA polymerase II. The coding region runs from base 838 to 3480 and encodes 880 amino acids. Lineage: Eukaryota; Metazoa; Chordata; Actinopteri; Pomacentridae. Gene Ontology annotation, cellular component: nucleus.
GAGAGCACCUGGACAGAAGCAUCCUGCUGUACAUUUAACUGCUUCAUAUGAUCCGACCUUAUACUUGUCAUUUUUAUUGAACGGCACAAGUUGGAAAGAAAACAUUUAACUGAUGAUGUUUUUUGUGUCACAAACUAAUAAAAUGAAAUAAAAGAUGUAAAUAAGCAAACAGAGAAAGGAAAAGUCCCGUUAAAGGUGAAUUAAAAAUUUAGUAUUUAGGACUUUUGCGGUUUUUACGCACAUGCCAGAAGCUGGUGAAGUGACUUUUGUUACCCUCCGCUCCGCCGCUCCGCUCUGGCUGCGCGCCGUUUUCGGGGCUCCUUAUAAAUAAAAUCCACCGUCCCCGGUUCCUCUUCCUUAUUGGUCAGGUGGAGCCGUUACCUCACUCCGGGGCCGGUGACGCAGCGUCUUCACGUAUCCUUCAUGUGCGUCUCUUCUUGCUUCUUGCUGAGAGUCUUGCAGUCGGACGGACCGGCGGCGGAGCGGAGAGUGGCGGCGGACCUGGAGCGCUCGAUACUAAACACUUCCCAUCCCGGGAGGAGAGCGGCGCACACGAGCAGCGGCUCUCUCUCUGCUUCCCGGAGUCUCUCAUCUCGACGAGCUGCUCUCUCCCUCCCGCACACACACUCACGCAAGCGCGCACGCACGCCCUGCAUACGUCUCCACUUUGCCGUAGUAAAUUACGGCAUUGAUCUGAACGGCGGCGGCGGAUCUGUCUCCUGUGUUCGUCUUUUCUUCGACGGAGCGACUUGGAGAAACGCUCGGCGGAGAAGUAACGGUUUGAUCUGCCAGAGUCUGCGAGGACCCCUGGUCAUGCCUGUUUAGCUGCCCUGCGUGAUGCCUGAUCAUGACAGUACCACCCUCCUAACCAGACAGACCAAGCGCCGGCGUGUUGACAUCGGGGUGAAGAGGACGGUGGGUAGCGCCAUAUUCAGCCGCGCCAGGGAGACCCUGCUCGACAGAAUGAACCAAUCGCACGGCCCCGACCAGGAUGGAGACUGCUCAUUGGUCAGUCACAGCCACGGAGGCGCCAACGGCGACGGAGAGAAGUCCAACGUUCUGAGGAAGUUGCUCAAGAGGGCCAAUUCAUACGAAGACGCCAUAAUUCCUUUCCCCGGUGCCACAAUCAUCUCUCAGCUGUUAAAAAACAACAUGAAGAACGGAGGCAGCGACUCAGGCUUCCAGGGCAGUGGAGCUCUGUCCAGCGGCGGUUCUGAGAUCCAGGCCGAGGACGCCUGCAGUAACUCGUCCCGGGACCGAGACAGCCCCUCCGACUGCCUCUCUCCUGGACCUCCUCUGGCUCCUCCGCCUUCGUCCUCCUCCUUCGGGAGGCCGCCGCCUCCUUCCAGCCACAACGCCCCCUCCCAGCCCCUCUCCCUGUCCUCCUUUGACCUGGACCGGCUGUCGGACGAACACCUUCGGGCCAAGCGGGCCCGAGUGGAGAACAUCAUCCGAGGCAUGAGUCACUCUCCGCUGGUCCGACCCAACGCCGGCGACCACGGCCAGGAGGGGAAUCGCGACAAUGAGAACAGCAGCAACAGCAGCAACGACCACAGAGGAGACGGCAACAAUGUCGGCAGCCACAGCCGGAGCGAUUGUCCGUCCUCCCUGCUGAGCUCUCCGGGUUCGCGGGGCGGCGUGGUCGGUGUUGGAGAGGUUUACCGGGAGAAUAAGAGGAAGCAGCGGCUGCCUCAGCAGCAGCACAGCUUCACCCAGCUGGUGUGUUCGAGGCAGGAACAGAGACAGGAAGAGAGACGGCAGCUCAAACUCCAGCUGGAAGACAUGCAGAAACAGCUGCGGCAGCUUCAGGAGAAGUUCUACCAGAUCUACGACUCAGAGACGGAGGAGGAGGAGGAGAACGGAGAGAAUGGGGAGGCCGACCGAGGAGGUGAAAGAGAGGAGGAUGGAAACCUGUCAGAGGACAGCAUCCGGUCCGACGGUCUGGAGGAGAGACACCGAGACCGAGGCCGUCACGACGAGCUCUCGGAGCUGGACCCGGGUCUGUUCCUGGACCGGGCCAGAGCCCUGCUCCGAGAACAGGCCCUGAUAGACGGAGAGAUGGAGGAGGAUGUGGACAGGGAGGAGGAGGACAGGAAUGGAGAGAGGGCGAUGAAGAGGAGAGCAGCCGGAGGAGGAAGGCAGCUAGCAGAGACUCUGAAGCAGGAGCUGAACUGUGCCGUAUCUCAGGUGGUCGAUACCGUCGUCAAGGGCUUCUCUUCGCCCAAACAGGCUGUCAGCCUCCAUCAUGGCUGCCACAGCAGCACGCCGGCCGCUCCAUCCUCCUCCUCCAACUCCUCUUCCUCCUGCCCUCCACCCUUCGGCCCUCUGCCCUCUCUAACCCCAGACUCUCGCUUCGGUGGGCCCUUGGGCCUCAGCCUGAAUGGCGACGGCAGUCCGACCCCAAACUACCACUCCUCCGCCCAGAGGCUGCACUGCUUCGGGGAUGUGAUCGUCCCGAGUCCUCUGGACUCCUUCGGGGGUUUGAGCGGCAGACUGAGUGGUGUGCCGACUCCCAACGACCAGACGGAGGCGCUGCCACUGGUGGUGCGUAAGAGCGGUGGAGGAGGUGGAGGAGAAAACCCCAACCCCUCUCUUCCUCCUCCUCCUCCUCCUCACCAUCCUUCCCUCCACCCCUCCCCCCUCACGGCCUCCCUCGGGUUCAGUCCUCCAUCCUUUCGCCACCCAUUCCCCAUUCCCCUCAUGGGUUACCCCUUCCAGAGCCCCCUGGGGUCCCACGGGGGCGGAGCAGGCUACCCUCCAGGGCCCAAAGACCACCAUCGGUCCUCCCCCGACUCCAUGGACAUAACCCGGGAAACUGUGAGCCUCAGAACCAAGAUGGCCUCCUUAGGGGGUGGCCAUCUUGGUCACCAUCACCACAGGCAGACUUCUCCAAGCCAACAUGGUCCAGAGGGUCUGUCGCUGUCGCUCAUCAAGUCUGAGUGUGGAGACCUGCAGGACAUGGCCGACAUCUCGCCGUACUCAGGCAGCACCAUCCAGGAAGGUUUGUCUCCAAACCACCUGAAGAAAGCCAAGCUGAUGUUCUUCUACACUCGCUAUCCUUCCUCCAACAUGCUCAAGAUGUACUUCUCUGACGUCAAGUUCAAUCGCUGCAUCACCUCCCAGCUGAUCAAGUGGUUCAGCAACUUCAGGGAGUUCUACUACAUCCAGAUGGAGAAGUUCGCUCGGCAGGCCAUCAACGAGGGCGUCACGGCCUCCGAGGAGCUGACGGUGGGAAGAGACGCCGAGCUGUUCAGGGCGCUCAACAUGCACUACAACAAGGCCAACGACUUCGAGGUUCCCGACCGUUUUCUGGAGGUGGCUCAGGUGACUCUUCGUGAGUUCUUCAACGCCAUCGUGGCCGGAAAGGACGCUGACCCGUCCUGGAAGAAGGCCAUCUACAAGGUGAUCUGCAAACUGGACAGCGAGGUUCCUGAGGUCUUCAAAUCUCCCAACUGUCUACAAGAACUGCUCCAUGACUGACUAGGGCGGAGGAGGAAACCAGGCAAGCAGAACCAACCUCUGAGGACCGUGAGAAGACUGUAGGAAAAGGCUCCAGAGGGGCAGCUAGACUAGAUUUAAUGCGUUUGAAGGUGUUCAGAACGUGGUGCAGAGUCUUGCAGUGGUUCUACCAGGAGGCUGCUGAGAGGUUUGUUGACGGUUGUUUAAAGACAAAACUGCCCUCAGACGUUUUAGAAAGAAAAGAUAUUCCUCAGAGGGCUCCGAUGAUGCUCUAAUCAACUAAUUAUGUUGGGACUUUUAGAAAUUAAAAGCAAAACAGUGAGAAAUUGAACCUUCUUGCACUUACAGAAAAGCUCCUCCUUUCUUCUCUUCCUCCUCCACCUUUUUCAAACUUCCUCUUCAUCCUUCUCCAGAGGAACAAAGGAGGAAGACCACAGACGAAUCUUCAACUGGAGGUCGGGAGCGAACUAAAAAUAAAGAAGAUAAUAUAUAAAAA